Molecule: messenger RNA, 1416 nt
Organism: Penicillium paradoxum
Lineage: Eukaryota; Fungi; Ascomycota; Eurotiomycetes; Eurotiales; Aspergillaceae
Product: MCT family MFS transporter
Exons: 4
Coding region: 1-1416 (471 amino acids)
Biological process (GO): transmembrane transport
Cellular component (GO): fungal-type vacuole membrane
Molecular function (GO): transmembrane transporter activity
Source: RefSeq, a predicted model, not a curated record
AUGACGACGAACCAGAAUGAGAAAGUUCCCUCUAUCGACAGUGCUACCACCCGUAUACAACAAUCCAACGUUUCAACUCCCACGUUGAGCCUCCAGGGCAACGGUGAUCCGGAAAAGGGACUCGCAGCACUACCACAGAACGAUGCAGCACAUUCACCUCCCGAGAAGUCAAUUGAUGCUGCUCCAGCACCUGGAACACCGGCCAUCGGUCCGCCACCUGACGGGGGUAUGCAUGCAUGGCUAGCUGUACUAGGAGGUUUCUGCGGUCUGUUCGUCAGCUUCGGCUGGAUCAAUUGCAUCGGAGUGUUCCAGGCAUACUACGAGACUCACCAACUACGCGAGUUCUCCACUAGCACAAUCACAUGGGUCACAUCUCUAGAGACCUUUAUGAUCUUUUUCUGCGGUCCCAUAUUCGGAACUCUGUUCGACAGCUAUGGUCCGCGCUGGGUCUUACUUUUCGGCACAGUCCUCCACGUCUUCGGGCUGAUGAUGGCAUCCCUUUCAACAGAGUACUACCAGUUCCUCCUCGCUCAGGGAAUUUGCAGCCCCUUUGGCGCAAGCGCAAUCUUCAGCGCUUCUAUCAACUCUGCCAGCACCUGGUUCGCUAAGCGUCGCGCCUUCGCUCUCGGCAUAGUAGCCUCGGGAUCAAGUCUGGGCGGAGUCAUUUUCCCCAUCAUGGUCACUCGACUGAUUCCCCAAGUCGGUUUUGCCUGGGCAAUGAGGAUUUGCGCAUUCCUUAUCUUGUUCAUGUUGGGUAUUGCCAACCUCACGCUGAAGUCAAGAUUGCCGCAUCGCCCGAAGCCAUUUGAUGCCCUAGCCUUCGUGAGACCAUUGGCGGAGCUCAAGUUCGGACUCACCCUUGUGGCGGCGUUUUUCUUCUUCUGGGGGAUGUUCUUGCCUUUCACGUUUGUUAUCACCCAGGCGGAAACGUAUGGCAUGUCUGCCGGUCUAGCGGGUUAUCUGAUCCCAAUCCUGAAUGCGACUAGUAUCUUCGGUCGUACGCUCCCCGGUUAUCUCGCCGACAAAUUCGGCCGCUACAAUGUGAUGAUCAUAACAAGUUUCUUCUCCGCCAUCCUCGUCCUAACCCUCUGGCUACCGUCCAAGGGCAAUGCCCCGGUAAUUGUCUUCUGUGCUCUAUACGGCUUUGGCUCUGGUGCAUUUGUCUCACUUGCACCGGCUCUUCUAGCCCAGAUCUCUGAUAUUCGCCAACUGGGCGUGCGCAACGGCACUUUCUUCUCUGUCAUCUCGUUUGCGGCCUUGACUGGUACUCCUAUUGGUGGUGCUUUGGUCUCAGAUGGUCCGCAUGCCGAUUUUACUCGGCUUCAGAUCUUCUGCGGCGUUGUCAUGUUGGUUGGUUCCUGUCUGUUUGUCACCGCGAGAGGAGCUGUUGGUGGAUUCAAGUUGGGCAAGGUAUAA